CUCUCUUGACUUCGAGCAGGCUCGAUAUAGGAUCGUGUGCGGACAGGAGCCUCACACCUCGCAGAUAUAUCACGAACCAACCCGACGAUGCCGAUCGCCGUAUCCCCCGAACGACCACGCACCGGUGUCACACGCUUGACGGGAGGGAGGCUGGUCAAGGGCGACAAACUCAUCGAACACGAUCUAUGGAUAUCCUCGGUGACGGGCAAAAUCCUGCACGACCAAGAAGUCUUCUACGAGCAUCAUGUCACACCUGACGAGAUCAUUGACCUCGAAGGCAAGAUCUUGUGCCCGGGAUUCAUCGAUGUGCAAUUCAACGGCGCCUUCGGCUAUGACUUCUCGACGAUACCUGAAGAUGGCAUGGAAGGAUAUGUGAAAGGGCUGAGGAAGCUGAACAGACAUCUCAUCAAGACUGGUGUGACCAGCUACUUGCCCACAAUUCCGAGUAACAACCCAGAAAUAUACCAGAAGACUCUGCCGCACUUAAGACCAAGCGGCGACUCGCGCAAUCCGCUUGAAGGGAGUGAAAGUCUCGGCGCGCACGUUGAGGGACCUUUCAUCUCCCCUACGAAGAACGGCAUACACAGUCAUGAUGUUCUGCGGACGGCAUCGAAUGGCUUUGGCGAUAUUGAGGCGUGCUAUGGAUCGGAGAACCUACCCCUCGGCUCUCGUGGCCCUAUCACGAAAAUCACAGCGGCGCCCGAAGUGGAAGGCGUCGCGCAGCUGAUACCAGAAUUCACUCGGCGCGGCAUAAUUUUCAGCGUGGGUCAUACCGAAGCCACGUAUGAGGAUGUCACCAACGCAGUGAGGUCUGGCGCAACAAUGAUCACGCACCUCUUCAACGCCAUGCGUCCCCUCCAUCACCGAAAUCCCGGACCAUUCGGCGUGCUCGGCAAGGCAGAAGAGACGGAAAGACCUUAUUUCGGCGUCAUAUCUGAUGGGAUACAUCUUCACCCUACGACCGUGAAGAUUGCAUACAACGCGCACAAAGACGGCUUCAUCAUCGUGACAGAUGCAAUGAAGACUGUGGGACAGCCUGAUGGAGUAUACGAGUGGACGAAUGGAGACCGAUUCAUCAAGAAAGGGAGUGUGCUUACGCUUGAGGGGACAGAUCGACUAGCAGGAAGCUGUGCAACAUUAGUGGAGAAUGUCAGCAACUUCUGGACCUGGAGUCGAGCAAGCAUACCGGAAGUGAUCAAGGCCGUUACAUACACGCCCGCAAAGAUGCUGGGCAUUGAGAGGGCAAAGGGUACAAUCGAAGCAGAUGCAGACGCAGACCUACUUGUCCUAGACCCGAUUGAAGAGGCAGAUGGGCAGAAGAGAUUUGAGGUUGAGCAGGUGUGGAAAUUUGGAAGCCUUGUGUUUGAUCGCCAGAGGGAAAUCGUCGGGUAUGAGAGCAGGUGCUGAUGCUACGGGCGUUGGGAACCAUGAGGUACGUUUUGUAGCAACUGCAUGUUCAGACUUAUAGAGAAGCGAGCAAUGUACAUUUAAGACAAGACUGGGAUAUGUUUGCAAAGAAUCGGAGUUUGGUGUG
This is a messenger RNA of Pseudocercospora fijiensis CIRAD86, 1534 nucleotides long. Its product is annotated as carbohydrate esterase family 9 protein. Gene Ontology annotation, molecular function: N-acetylglucosamine-6-phosphate deacetylase activity. Lineage: Eukaryota; Fungi; Ascomycota; Dothideomycetes; Mycosphaerellales; Mycosphaerellaceae. The record is from RefSeq and is a predicted model, not a curated record. The transcript has a single exon. Gene Ontology annotation, biological process: N-acetylglucosamine catabolic process. Bases 88 to 1407 code for a protein of 439 amino acids.